Knipowitschia caucasica is the source of this 1695-nucleotide messenger RNA. The record is from the annotation of a GenBank genome assembly. Lineage: Eukaryota; Metazoa; Chordata; Actinopteri; Gobiiformes; Gobiidae.
AUGGUAUUGGAAACUGGUUCCGGUGUCCCCUUCUCCUCUGUGGUGUCCCUUCCCCUCUGUGUUGGACCCUCCCUCUCUCAGGUGUCCCUGUCCCUCUGUGUUGGCCCCGCCCCUGAGUCCGGGAAUAAACCUCCUGUGGUAACGUAUAACCCUCGCUGUUCUGUGUUUGACCCGUGUUGCCGCAAAGAAACACACCACGCCAUCCAUGUUAUGAACGAGGGGCGGAGACUGAUUGUGAUCCGUUACAGGAAAGACAAAGUGCAGUCCAAGCUGACUCCAACCUUCCCCCUGGUUUCUGGACUCAAGGACCUGUCCAACGGUUGUGCUCUGGCUGCUGUCCUUCACUACUACUGCCCUGCACUGCUGCCGCUGGAGGACGUUUGCCUGAAGGACACCAUGUCGGUGGCAGACAGUGUGUACAACCUGCAGCUCAUCAGGGCUUUCUGCAACACACACCUCCAGCAGUGCUGCCCCCUGCAAGUGGAAGACCUGCUGUACACGCCGCCUCUGCUGCAUACCAACAUCCUAGCCUUCCUGGCGGAGCUCAUGGACUUUUUUGAGGUCCAGAAGCCGGAUUUUGUGCAACCACUGCAGCCAGUGGACCUGACUGAUAUCUCCGGAGUCCUGGACUGCACCAGCCCAGUCGGCUGCCACACAAACAGUUCUCCUUCAUACAUUUUCAAGCAGCCAUUUGUUCCUGUUCCUUCUGAAGUAUCAGCAGAGAACCAGAGCUGGACCAAGAAGCAGAUCAGUGGGCCCCUGUCUGCCGUGGCUUUCAGCAUCCCCUUUGGCCUGGACAGCGAUGUGGACAUAGUCAUGGGAAACCCAAUUGACUUUGUGCUCGGCCCCGUCAGUAGCGCCAGCCGCGAUGUCCCGGCCCCUGCCUACAGCCCCCCCGAGGAUCUCAGCCACUUGAUGAGCAACUCAGCCCCCGCCCCGCGCUCAUGGGGCCCCUACUGCACCCCCAUGGGAGAACUGCCCACUAUCGAGGAGGUCCUGCAGCUACAGGUGGGUGUUUCUCCCAGGGAGAUGCACGAACCCCUGGGGCCCCCUGAGCUCCUUCAGCUGCUGGUUCACUCCUCUGCAGUUCAGAUUUUGUCAGAUGAUGUGAAGUCCUUUGGUUACAGCACUGUACUCCAGCCUCUGCUGAAGGAUCUUGCCACCUUAGAAACAGAAGGUCUCUAUAUUCCCUCGCUUGGGAAAAAGAUAAAUGAAGAAUUCAAAAGAAUUACGACAGUGAGACUGGAGUCCACCUUCAUGGCACAACUGGACCACUGCAUUAGCAAACUAAUGGAGAUCGGGUCAGACCGAGGAGGAGCUACUGGACAGAAAAUACGAAAAAUAAGAGAGUGUCUUCUUCAGUCCAAAAACGUUGAGGUAGACGCUCGUCGAGAGGCAGCUAUUCGCGCCCUAAUUGUAUACUUACAUGAAAAAGAAGAGGACCUCUUUGCACAUUUUGAUAGCACUGAUGACUAUGAAGUGGGUUUUCAUCGCUUGACCAUGAGUAUUGCAAUCAUCGGAGAAGAAUCAUCUGCAACCAGGACCGGAGCAAUUGUGAUUGAAGGAACCCAAGUCAUCAUGGAAAAAAAUAUCCCAAGAGUUACUGUACACUUCAAAAACUCUGCCGAGAUCGGGAGCGGCAUGAGGCUGCGUCAGCCCUCGCUACAACAGCAGCGUCUAAGAGCGCCUUUCUAG